This is a messenger RNA of Indicator indicator, 1491 nucleotides long. RefSeq names its product ectonucleoside triphosphate diphosphohydrolase 2 (gene ENTPD2). The record is from RefSeq and is a predicted model, not a curated record. Gene Ontology annotation, biological process: nucleoside diphosphate catabolic process. Gene Ontology annotation, cellular component: plasma membrane. Lineage: Eukaryota; Metazoa; Chordata; Aves; Piciformes; Indicatoridae. Gene Ontology annotation, molecular function: GDP phosphatase activity; UDP phosphatase activity. The transcript is spliced from 9 exons. The coding region runs from base 1 to 1491 and encodes 496 amino acids.
AUGGCCCGUCGGGUCGCCGCCGUCCUCCUGCUCCUCGCCCUUGGCUGCCUCCUGGGCAUCCUUCUUCUCGGCUUCGGUUCCGGGGACACGCGAGGUCCGCCGGGCUUCAAGUAUGGCAUCGUGCUGGACGCCGGCUCCUCCCACACUGCCAUGUUCGUCUACAAGUGGCCUGCAGACAAGGAGAACGACACCGGCGUGGUCAGCGAGCACAGCAUGUGUGACGUGCAGGGUCCCGGAAUCUCCAGCUACAGCUCCAACCCUCCAGCUGCCGGGACGAGCUUGGUGCACUGCCUGACCCAGGCUCUGCAGGACGUGCCCAAGGAGAAGCACGCGGGAACCCCGCUCUACCUGGGUGCCACAGCUGGCAUGCGCCUGCUCAACAUCGCGAACCCGCAGGCUUCGGAUGCCGUUCUCAGCGCUGUGGCAGCCACGCUGAAGUCCUACCCCUUCGAUUUCCGGGGGGCAAAGAUCCUGUCAGGGGAAGAGGAAGGGGUCUUCGGCUGGGUCACUGCAAACUACCUCCUGGAGAACUUCAUCAAGCGUGGGUGGCUUGGGGAAUGGAUCCAGCCCCAGAAGAAGACCCUGGGAGCCAUGGACUUUGGAGGUGCUUCCACACAGAUCACCUUUGAAACCAGGGACAUCAUCGAAGACCCCAGAAACGAGGUGAUGCUGAAGCUGUAUGGCCAGGAAUACAAAGUGUACACCCACAGCUUCCUCUGCUAUGGAAGGGACCAGGUCCUCAAGAGGCUGCUCUCAAAGCUCUUCCAGGCUGAGAGCUACCAAGCAACCAUCUCCCAUCCCUGCUGGCCCACAGGCUACCAGAAGAGCCUGUGGCUGAGCAGUGUCUAUGACAGCCCCUGCACAGAGAAGGAGAGGCCAAGCCUUGCCCUCAACACCACUGUCAAUGUGGCUGGCACUGGGAACAGCAGCCUUUGUGCUCUGCACCUCAGCAAGCUCUUUAACUUCACCAUCUGUUCCUUCUCUCGCUGCUCCUUUGGUGACACUUUCCAGCCAGAGGUUUCAGGCAAAUUCAUUGCCUUCUCUGCCUUCUUCUACACGGUGGACUUCAUUCAGACAGUGAUGGGGAAACCUGUGCGCAUGCCUAGUGACCUGAAGGAUGCUGCUGAGACCAUCUGUGCCACCAGCUGGAGUGAGCUGCUCCAGAAAGCUCCCAACCUGGAGAAGAGGCUGCCAGAUUACUGCGCUGUCAGCACCUUCAUUUAUUUGCUCACCACAAAGGGCUACAACUUCAACAACCAUUCCUUCCCCAACAUUGCCUUCCAGAAGAAGGCAGGAGAAACCUCCAUCGGCUGGGCCCUGGGCUACAUGCUGAACCUCACCAACAUGAUCCCAGCAGAGAAGCCCUCCUCCCACAAAAGCAUGCUGUACAACUACUGGGUCCUUCUCAUCCUGCUCUUCGUGGUCAGCACGCUGACAUCUCUGAUGACUGCCGUCUGCCUGCUCCGGCGCAGCAAGUCCCUCACGAUCUGA